Messenger RNA from Lutzomyia longipalpis, 2701 nucleotides. It is a transcript of the gene Bx, whose product is annotated as LIM domain only protein 3. The record is from RefSeq and is a predicted model, not a curated record. The coding region runs from base 508 to 1251 and encodes 247 amino acids. Gene Ontology annotation, molecular function: DNA-binding transcription factor binding; transcription coactivator activity. NCBI's taxonomy places the organism in Eukaryota, Metazoa, Arthropoda, Insecta, Diptera, Psychodidae. Gene Ontology annotation, biological process: positive regulation of transcription by RNA polymerase II. The transcript has 4 exons. Gene Ontology annotation, cellular component: nucleus.
GGUAUGCUUCCAUUCAUUCGGCGCGCGACCGUCGAGUGAGUGAGACUGAAUCUCGGCACUUUUUUCCCCCGUUCUCCGGCCAAUCUCGAGCAGUGUGGAGUUUUCUUGCCCGUAGUGGCAUUGAAAUUGUGAUAGGUGGUGACGAUAUACAAACGCAGCAUCUUAUCAUCUCCCAAGAGAUUCCCCAAAAAGUGCAAGCAUUGAAAACACUGGAAAACACCCAGGAAAAAAAAAAACGUGUGACCCAAAAUCGCAUGUGAAAUUCUUCUUGUGCUUCUCUUCCCAAAUAAGAGAGAGAAAUUGUGUGUCAAGUGAUUUUCUUCUUUAAAUUUUUUAUUCAACCCGAUAACUCUCGUGUAAAAGUGUUUGCUGUGUGAGACGAAGAGGGCAGUAGAGCCACUUGAGCCAAUUUAGUUGAUUUCUGCAAAAGUAAAAAUUAAAUUGAUAGUCUUCCGGGCGCUGUAGUACAUAAACUCCUUCACAAUAGUCGCCCUAAACGGAUUAUCUAUGAUGACGAUGGAUGUAACCAAAAGUGAACCCCAAUCGGGGGUUGGCGGCGGUGGUGGUGGGAAUGGUCAGAAUGCGAAUCAACUAUGCGCCGGGUGUGGUAAACACAUUCAGGAUCGGUAUCUGCUGAGAGCACUGGAUAUGCUGUGGCACGAGGAUUGCCUCAAGUGCGGAUGCUGUGAUUGUAGAUUAGGUGAGGUGGGUUCAACACUCUACACCAAAGGGAAUCUCAUGCUCUGCAAGCGCGACUAUCUAAGGCUGUUUGGUAACACGGGCUUCUGUGCAGCCUGCAACAAAGUCAUCCCGGCAUUUGAGAUGGUCAUGAGGGCCCGAAGCAAUGUCUACCACUUGGAGUGCUUCGCCUGCCAGCAGUGCAAUCACAGGUUCUGCGUGGGUGAUCGCUUCUACUUGUGCGAGAAUAAAAUCCUCUGUGAGUAUGACUAUGAGGAGAGGCUGGUAUUUGCAUCAAUGGCAAAUCAUCCCAUGCUGAAGCGACAUGCAACAUCCCUGGCCCAGAAUGUUCCACCACAGAGUCAGCAGCAGAGCUUAAUGGCUCUGGGGCAUCCAGGUGGUGGCAAUGGGGCCCCAGUGGCGACAAUGGCACAAAUUGGGGCACAACAGCGUCCACCGGGGGAUCACAAUAACAACCAGAAUGCCAAUAAUGCAGCCAAUCAGUCCAAUGGACCACCACCACCAUUUGGGACUCCAAGUCAUCUAAAGCAGACUCUCGGGACAUCAAGUUAAGUCCUGAGCUUUAUUUUUAAAUCCUUAUUUCUGUUUUCAUAUCUUGGACAAGGAGUUUAGUGUGAAAGGGAGAACAAUGCAGUUCUCUUGUUUAUUUUUCACAAGGAAAACCCUUUCAUGUGAUUUUCUCAAAAUUAAUUUUUACAAAAUGAGAAGAAAACUGAAGAAAAGGUCCUAGAAUUUACAUUGUAGGAUGGUGCGAAAUGCCGCCAUGUUGAUUUAUUAUUAACUUGAGUCCUUUGGCAGUUAAGGAUAAUUAACUGGCGGUCUAUUUCAAAGCUUUCAACGGAUCCGAAAAGAAUAAAGGAUCAGAAUGAGAAAUUUUAGUUGAUAAGGGGGAUCUUGCAAAUCCUAACUAUGUCUAUAAUAUAAACAUAUAGACUCUAUGUGGUCUCUGUAGGAAUGAAGAUCAAGAGGAUAAUGUCCCUUAAAUGAAUUCCCAAAAAAAUCCAUCAAUGAAAGGAAUAAAUUCUCCUAAUUGAAUUCUAAAUUGUUAAGACUAUUAGUUUGUUGUUGUUAUUAAAAAAAAAAAGAUUACCUACCUUAAUCAUUGUAAAGAGAACAAAAAGACGAUAAUUUUUUUUUGAAAUGAAGAUUAAGAAUUUCAAAAUAAACUUUUACUCUCUAGUCAAAAAGUAAAAACAUUAAAAAAAAGAUUGAUUUUGCGGAAAAUAUUCUUGGCUAUGAAGUCAAAAAGAUCUAAAUGAGUUUUAAUUUUAUAGAUCUGCUAAAUCUUCUGUCGAAGAAUUACUGAUAAAAAACGAAUUGUUAGACAGGAAAAUAUUUUCCACAAAAUUGAUCCUAAAACUUCAAUCUUGACUGCAUUUUCAAAAGAAAAGAAAAACGGUUUAAAAAAUAUACAAAUCAUAUAAUCUAAAAAAAAAUAAUCCAAAAAUAAUCUUUCGGAAACUUUCAAAAAUUUCUCUUGAAAAAGCUCUUUGGAAUUAAAAACAAAAAUAUAUUUAAAAAAAAUGAAAUAAUCACAACAUAAUAAAAAAAAUUAACCAUAGAAAAUCGCUGUACGACAAUUUUGGAAAAAAAAAAUCUUCUAUGACAAGAGAUUUAUUAACAAAAAACGGAAAUAUCAGUUGAUUUCAUGAAAUAUGUAUAACUAAUUAAGACCCCACCGAUUAAGUUAAACAAAAAAGGAUGUACCCCAGGAUAAAGACAAAUUUGGUUGUUGAUUAAUUUUUUAAAUACAUAAUGUAUAAAGAUUACCAAUUAGAUGUAGAAAAUUUUCAAUUGUAUUUAAAUUUAAAAAAAAAAAAUGAAAAAAAAAUCAUUAAUCGGUAGUCGAGGUAUAAAAAAAAAUAAUAAAAAAUAAAUAAAUUUCAUGUGGCAUUGUAAAUAUUCUUCAGAAAAAAAGCGAAAGGUGGAAAAGAAAAAAAAUGAAACGAAGAAGAAACCAAAGACAGUGAAAUAAAUUAUGAAAGAAAAAUUGAAAGAAAAA